Eutrema salsugineum is the source of this 1968-nucleotide messenger RNA. RefSeq lists its product as uncharacterized. Bases 1 to 1968 code for a protein of 655 amino acids. Lineage: Eukaryota; Viridiplantae; Streptophyta; Magnoliopsida; Brassicales; Brassicaceae. The record is from RefSeq and is a predicted model, not a curated record. The transcript has 2 exons.
AUGCUAAAUGAUUGUGGAAUGCUUGAUUUUCCUUAUAAAGGAAACUCUUUCUCCUGGGUUGGAAGAAGACGGUCGGGCAAAGUCAAAUGCCGCCUUGACAGAGCUCUCGGAAAUGAAGAAUGGAUGUCUAAAUUUUCCCACUCCUCUGUGGAGUACAUGAAACUGUGGGGAUCAGACCAUCGUCUAGUCCUCGCUAUGAUCAAAAUUAACAACAUAAGGAGGAAAAAAUCUUUUCGAUUUGAUAAAAAAUGGAUCGGAAAACCAGGAUUCAAAGAGACAGUCGUUUCUGGGUGGGGCCCAUUUGAUGAAUUCUCACGUAGAGAUUUUCAUCAAAAGGUUACCCAAUGCCGGAAAAACAUCUCCAUUUGGAAGAAAUCCAACCCGUCUAACUCAGAAAGAAUGAUAGAAGAAUUGAAAAAUCAACUGGACUUAGCUCAAGAUGAUGAAAACACAACGCUUGAAGAAAUUGAAGAAAUUAGGAGGAAGCUCUGUGUAGCCCUUAGGGAAGAAGAAAUGUUUUGGCAACAGAAAAGCCGAGAAAAAUGGCAUAAAGACGGCGAUAAAAAUACCAAAUUCUUCCACGCACUCACUAAACAGAGGCGAGCCCGAAACCGUAUUGUAGCUCUAAAAGACAGCAAUGGACAUCUGGUAGAAAAUGCAAGGGGAAUCGAACGGGUGGCAUUGCAGUAUUUUCAGAAACUUUUUUCCUCGUCUAUACCCUCUGAUCUAGAAGAUUCACUCCGGUUUAUCACCGAGAAAGUCUCAGAUAAUGAUAAUGAAUUUCUUCUGAAGGAUCCGUCAGAAAAUGAAAUAAAAGAUGCUCUCUUCGAUAUUAACCCGGACAAAGCCCCAGGACCUGAUGGUAUGACAAGUAAAUUCUAUCAAAAAUUCUGGCGUUUCCUCCGCCAAGACAUAGUAAAAUUGGUCCUGAUUAAUGGAGAACCCAAAGGAAAUAUCAAACCGUCGAGAGGCUUGAGACAAGGAGACCCUCUAUCCCCUUUCCUCUUCAUCCUGUGUACUGAAGGACUAAUAUCUCUCCUCAAGGGAGCUGAGGAAGAAGAUCGCAUUUCUGGGCUAAAAAUAGCUCAAGCAAGUCCUCCAGUUUCCCAUCUCUUCUUCGCUGAUGAUAGUCUGUUUUUCUGUAAAGCGGAUAUCCAUCAGGGAGCGGAAAUAUUCAAAAUUAUUGAUACUUAUGGAAAAGCGUCAGGACAACAACUUAAUCUAGGCAAAUCAUCCAUCAUGUUUGGUAAUAGAGUGGAUCCAAAUCUUAAACGAAGUAUCAAAAAUUCCAUCGGCAUCACUUCGGUAGGUGGAAUGGGUAUGUAUCUGGGCCUUCCAGAACAAAUCUGUGGAUCAAAGAAGAAGGUCUUCUCCUUUGUACAUGACCGACUUAGUAAUCGGGUAAAUAAUUGGUCUGCAAGACUUCUAUCCAAAGGUGGGAAAGACAUUCAGAUAAAAUCGGUGGCUCAAGCAGUCCCUACUUACGUCAUGUCUUGCUUUCUUUUGCCUAAAGGGGUUACUGACAAACUCCGGAGUGCCAUCGCCAAUUUUUGGUGGAGCUCGAAACAAAAUAGCAGUGGGAUCCACUGGAUCGCUUGGGACAAAAUUUGUAUUCCUCAGGAUAUGGGAGGUCUGGGAUUUAGGGAUUUAAAUGAUUUUAACCUAGCUUUGCUUGCUAAGCAGCUAUGGAGACUCAUCCAAUACCCUUCUUCUCUUCUGGCCCGAGUGCUAAGAGGAAGAUAUUACCGACAAUCAGAUCCUUUAGAAGAUCGAAAUGUCUAUUCACCAUCUUAUGGAUGGAGGAGUAUGUUGGCCGCCAAACCGUAUCUCAAAAUGGGACUUAGGAAGACAAUCGGGUCGGGACUCAACACCAGAGCCUGGAGUGAGCCUUGGAUCCCCGAUGCCAGGGCCCGAUCUCCAAGAGCAGCCCCUCAGAUCGGCUUUCAGGAUCCAGGAAUGUUAGUCUAA